Gracilinanus agilis (Agile Gracile Mouse Opossum) is the source of this 2030-nucleotide messenger RNA. It is a transcript of the gene LRP8, whose product is annotated as LDL receptor related protein 8. The transcript has 13 exons. The record is from RefSeq and is a predicted model, not a curated record. The coding region runs from base 1 to 1986 and encodes 661 amino acids. Gene Ontology annotation, molecular function: protein binding. NCBI's taxonomy places the organism in Eukaryota, Metazoa, Chordata, Mammalia, Didelphimorphia, Didelphidae.
AUGCACUGCAUAGAAAUGUAUGCAAAUCGCAUGCAAAUAAACCCCGGGGCUCUUGGGAAUGGCUUGAUUGGGGGAAGACUGAUCUUCCAGGCGCCCCCAGCGGCCUCCAUUUUGGAUGACAGCCGGUGGGGGCAGGGCGGCGGGUUCCCGGUUCUGGCCCCGCCGCUCCUGCUCACCCUCUUCUUCCUCUCUGCAGCCAAGAAGACCUGCUCAGACAGCGACUUCACCUGCGACAACGGGCACUGCAUCCCGGAGCGCUGGAAGUGUGAUGGGGAAGAGGAGUGCCCUGACGGUUCCGACGAGUCUGAGACCACCUGCACCAAACAGGUGUGUCCUGCCGAGAAGCUGAGCUGCGGCCCCGCCAGCCACAAGUGCAUCCCCUCGUCCUGGCGCUGCGACGGGGAGAAGGACUGCGAGAGCGGCAGCGACGAGGCCGGCUGUGCCACAGUGUGCCCCCCCAGUGAGUUCCAGUGCGAGAACCGGACGUGCAUCGCGUCAGUCUUCGUGUGCGACGGCGACGAUGACUGCGGCGACGGCAGCGACGAGCGGGGCUGCCCGGCGCAGGGCUGCGGGCCGCAGGAGUUCCGCUGCAACGGCAGCACGUGCAUCCCCGAGCGCUGGCUCUGCGACGGCCAGGCCGACUGCGAUGACCGCUCGGACGAGGCUCCGGAGCGGUGCGGACGCCAGGCGGGCACGGCGGCUCCGGCCACCUGCAGCCCCGGCGAGUUCCCCUGUGGCAGCGGCGAGUGCAUCCACCUGACCUGGAAGUGCGACGGCGACGCCGACUGCAAAGACAAGUCCGACGAGGCCAGCUGUGCCGCCGUGGCGUGCCGCGCCGAGGACUUCCAGUGUGCGGACGGGACCUGCGUGCCGAGGGCCAGGCGCUGCGACCGGGAGCCGGACUGCGCGGACGGCAGCGAUGAGGCCGGCUGCCUGCAGGAGUCCGUGUGCGAAAGCCCCAGCAGGUUUCACUGUAAGAGUGGCGAGUGCGUGGACGGCAGCAAAGUGUGCGACGGUCGCGGAGACUGCCGCGACGGGUCCGAUGAGCCGCUGAAAGACUGUGCUGAAGUCAGGUUCUGUGGUUUUCCAGGUUCUCGAUUCACUUUGCAUCCGUUCAGAUUAGUCUUGCCCUCAUCGGGAGGCUCCCUGGGACCACCAGGGGCGACAGCAGAGCGAGGACCAGACCUGCAGGACAGGGUGUUCUGGACAGACCUGGAGAACGAAGCCAUCUUCAGCGCCAACCGACUGAACGGCCUCGAGAUCUCCGUCCUGGCCGAGAACCUCAAUAAUCCUCACGACAUCGUCAUCUUCCAUGAGCUGAAGCAGCCGAAAGCUCCUGACGCCUGUGAGCAGAGCUCCCAACCCAACGGCGGCUGUGACUAUCUGUGCCUUCCUGCCCCCCAGAUCUCCGUGCACUCCCCCAAGUACACCUGCGCCUGUCCCGACUCCAUGUGGAUAGGCCCAGACAUGAAGAGGUGCUAUCGAGCUCCUCCAUCUACCUCAACUACAACGCUGGCCUCCCCUACCACGAGGACCCCAGGCGCGCGUCUCCCCACCAGCCGCUUCCUGCCCCCAGGCCAUACGGGGGCUCCGAGUCCUGGAGAUGCCUCCCCGAGCCCUGGAACACGCCACAGCAAGCCCACCAUCAGCCCAUCCGUGCCAGGGCUUCCCAGCCCAGGAAACAGCAACCACUCCCAGCACUAUGGGACGAUGGGUGGCAAGUUAGUUUCAACAGCCACCGCCGCUAUCAUUGGCAUCAUUGUUCCUGUGGGGGUCAUAGCCUUGCUGGGCAUGAGUGGCUACCUGAUCUGGAGGAACUGGAAGAGGAAAAACACAAAAAGCAUGAACUUUGACAACCCUGUGUACAGGAAGACAACUGAAGAGGAGGACGAGGAUGAGAUCCAUAUCGGGAGAACAGCGACACAGAUUGGGCAUGUCUACCCUGCGCGGGUGGCACUGAGCCUGGAAGACGACGGGCUGCCUUGAGGGCCCUCCCGUGCCUGACCGGAUCCCACGCCUGCACCGGCCUC